Molecule: messenger RNA, 2453 nt
Organism: Phycodurus eques (leafy seadragon)
Lineage: Eukaryota; Metazoa; Chordata; Actinopteri; Syngnathiformes; Syngnathidae
Gene: sass6
Product: SAS-6 centriolar assembly protein
Exons: 14
Coding region: 38-2413 (791 amino acids)
Biological process (GO): centriole replication
Cellular component (GO): centriole; centrosome
Source: RefSeq, a predicted model, not a curated record
GCGACGAAGAAGAAAAUGUAACCAAGGAAGAAGAAAUAUGGUCGGUUUGGCGGCCAAAAGUGCAAAAAUGGAGAAAAUGUUCAGCAAAGUUGUCCAAGUCACCGUCAGAUGUCGAGACUGCGACGAAAGAAAAGCACACACCCGCGUCGCCAUUGAGCUUCAGGCGAGCAAAAGUGGUGUUCACAAACGUGAUCUUGUGGUGAGAUUGACUGAUGACACCGAUCCAUACUUCCUGUUCAACCUCACACUUUGCCAGGAGGACUUUCAAAGUUUGAAAGUCCAGCAGGGGCUACUCAUUGAAUUCACGUCGUUCCCGGAGAAGCUGAUUGAACUUCUUCAUCGAUGUCAGUCCGAGCAGAGUUCCAGCCAUCCCAGGUUCCAGCUGCUACUGUCUUGCGACUCGGCCUCACUGGACGGCCCCGCCCACCUGAGCGUGAUGGAGACCAACUCCUUUAAGCACAUUAACCAUCUUUCGCUGAGGCUCGAUCCGGGCUCGGACAAGCUCGUCAAAGACUACCUGGCAGUCUGUCUGUCCUCGCUCAAGGCCGAGAAAGAAGCUCUCGAGGUGAAACUGCAAAAAAGUCAAGAUGAUCUCAUCAGGCAGCUCAAUUACGCUCAGCAGGCGCUUUCUGAGAAGAGCCAAGAGUUGGAGCAUCAGCGUUCAGAAUGGACUCUUCAGAGCAGUACGCUGUCGAGCCGUCACGCCGACGAGUUGCGGUCCGAACGGGAGAAGACGGCCGAGUUGCAGAACCGCCUGCAGCAGCAGACGCAGCAGCUCCGCCAGGACCUGGAGAGCGCUCACCAGCGCAGCAGCCGGCAGAUGCAGAGCCGCCUGGCGGAACUGGAGACUUCCUGCGGGGAGCUGACUGACAGGAAGUACAAGAACGAGGCCGUCCUCAGGGACCUCGAGUCCAAGCUGGCGGGUGUGGAGGAGGAGUGCCAGCGCGCCAAGCAGCAGGCGGCGUCACUGAGGCGCGAGAACGGCUCUCUGGAUGCGGCGCUGCGCGACAAGGAGCGCCUGGCCAACCGGCUGCAGACGCGCGUGGCCGUGCUGGAGCAGAAAGUGAAGGACGAGGAGGCGCUGGUGAGCCGAACCGAGGAGGCGCUGAAGGCCACGCGGCAGCAGAAGGAAUCCGUCCAGGAGAACGCUCAGAGCAAAGAGGUUCAGCUCCGAAACCUUGAAGCCCAGGGCAAGAUUUUGUCUGAAGAUGUCAAGAAGGGCAACGAGAUCAUCAGGAAGUUUCAGUGCGAGCUCCAAGUUCAGCUGGACAAGCUGAAGAUGAGGGACCUGGCGCUGCUGGCGCAGGAGAAGGAGCUGGAGCGAGCUCAGAACGAAGCGCGAGACGCUCACCAGCGGCUCGGCGCCAAGGACGAGCAGGUGGCGUACAAUCGUGAUGCUGUUGACGCCACGCGUGUGUUUGUGUCUGUGUGUCUUGUUGCGAUGUUUGUAUCUCUGUGUGUGUGUGUUUUCUGUGCACCUACAAGUUUGUGUGUUUUUGUGUGCGUCUGUGUCGUCACUAUAUAUAUAUAUUUUUUUUGUGCGCGCGCCGAUGUGUGUGUGAAUGUGUAUGUUUGUGUGUGGCUCUUUCUGUGCGUGUUUCUGUGCCUCUGUGCGCAUGCGUCUGUUUUCGUGUGCGUGUGUGUUUGCCAGAUUGUGGAGCUGAAGGAGAAGCUGGAGUCCAGCGUGCAGAAGCUGACUGAAACCAAGGGAGUGUUACAGAAAAAUGAGAACGUGAUCAGCCGGCUGAACAAGCAGCUGAACGAGAAGCAACUUUCGGGGAAGUUUGCGGCGCCUUCGGAGAACACGUUGGCGGCGGCGCUGACAUCGGCAGGACCCCGACAGGCACACUUUUAUCCGCACGCGACAAUAGCUGCUGUGACGCCUGACAUCAUUCACAAACACGCGAUGAGCGACUCUGCCGGUCUGGAUGCCAAAUACUUUAAGAGGAGAGACGACGCCGUCCCCGUUUACGCUCUUCCGGACGCGCUCGUUCCCCGAGGUAACGUCACACUAUCGUGCCAGGCUGCCACCUCACACGCGGUGACAUCACACAAUCAUCAUCAUCCUCCUCCUCCUCCUCCUCCUCCUCCUCAUCACGCUGGGACAUGCCACGAUCACUUGGCGCAAUUCGAUUUUGAAAGUUUGAUUCCUGUUUUUCCUUGUCAGAGUGCCCACCUCAACGCACCAAAGCUCCUGUGGCAUCAGCGUACUUCACCGAUUAAACACGCACACACCUACACACACACACACACACGCACUCUUGUUUUUAUUUGCACGCCGCACAGAUCGGGUUGUCCGUUUUUGUUUGUACUUGUCAUUGUUUCUUUAAUAAAUCAACUUCCCAUGGUUGUUAUGAAUUGUACUUAUGAUGCGUCUUACUGUCAUAAUGGAGUGAAAAAGCAGCAAGGGUGAACUCGGUCGCAUUGGAAAACAGACAAAGUGGCGAGCCGGC